Cryptomeria japonica (Japanese cedar) is the source of this 1455-nucleotide messenger RNA. Its product is annotated as cytochrome P450 CYP82D47-like. Gene Ontology annotation, molecular function: heme binding; oxidoreductase activity, acting on paired donors, with incorporation or reduction of molecular oxygen; iron ion binding. The record is from RefSeq and is a predicted model, not a curated record. The coding region runs from base 1 to 1455 and encodes 484 amino acids. Lineage: Eukaryota; Viridiplantae; Streptophyta; Pinopsida; Cupressales; Cupressaceae. The transcript is spliced from 5 exons.
AUGGAUGUAUUCACGAACAUAACAUUUUCGACUAUGUCUGUUAUUGUAGUAGGAGCAGCCACACUUUUCCUUCUGGCAACAAUUCUACUAAAACAACAUAGAUAUUACAGGAGCCAUCUCCCUCCAGGCCCAGAGCUAUUCCUCUGCCCCGUUUUAGUGAUCAGUUCUUCUGAGUUAGCCAAAGAAUGUUUUACAGUAAAUGAUAGGUCUUUUGCUUCUCGCCCUCAGCUUGCACAAGCCCAGCUCUUGGGUUACAAUUAUUCUAUGCUGGGUUGGGCUCCUUAUGGCCCCUACUGGCGAAAUGCUAGAAACAUUUAUAGUAUUGUUAAGAUGAGAAAUGUUUUGUCCAACUUGAGUUUUAAAAUUCCGGUAACUAUGAUCAUAAAUGAAAGGUAUUUUGGAGAGGAAUUGGGGAUUUCGGGAGAUUUAGUGACCCGUUUGAUUAAAGAGUCCUUCGUGCUUCAAGGAGUAGUUAAUAUUGGGGAUUAUAUUCCCUGGUUGAAGUGGCUUGAUUUGCAGGGUUAUGAGAAGGCUAUGAAGAAGGUACAUUCAAAAUUAGACUUGUAUAUGCAGAAAAUUGUGGUGAAGCACAGGGAGAAAGGAUCAAAAGAUGGUGGAGAGAUGGACGAUUUUAUUGAUGUGAUGAUCUCACAGGCAGAGGAGAAUGGUGAAGCAAUACCUGAUAAAGAUGUAUUUAUUAAGGCAAUUGCUAUUGAAAUGGUAAGUUCAGGGACUGAUUCAGUCUCAAUUUCCCUGGAGUGGGCAUUGUCAUUGCUAUUGCAACAUCCCCGUGUAAUGAAGAAGGCACAAGAGGAACUUGAUUCUAAAGUUGGACGGAUGAGACUGGUGGAGAACUCAGAUAUACCCCAAUUAACAUACCUGCAAGCAAAUCUGAAAGAGACUAUGCGUCUUUACCCACCAGGGCCUAUACUGGGGCCACACAAAUCUAUUGAGGCUUGCAUGGUUGGAGGCUAUCAUAUUCCUGCAAGAACAAUUCUGAUGGUAAAUGCAUGGGCAAUUCAUAGGUACCCAAAACUGUGGAACAAGCCAUUGGAAUUUAUACCAGAGCGCUUUAUAGAGAAGGAAGUAGAGUUAGACAUGUAUAUGAGAGGGAAUGACUUUGAGAUGGCUCCAUUUGGGGCAGGAAGAAGAGGAUGUCCUGGUGCUUCUUUGGCAAUUUGUAUGGUGCAAACAACUCUUGCAAGAGUUAUCGUGCAAACUUUUGAAAUGGAACUGGGAGGGAGUCUGUUGAGCGGGAAAGAUGUUGGGGCUCGAACAGGAAUCUCUGCGCACAGGCUGCAUGCUUCAGACAAAUCUGCGGGUGAUAUUGAGGAUGGGGAUUGCAACACGGACGGGGACCCUCAUCCUGUGGACCCUCCUUUUGAUCCUGGGGAAGGCCAGUUUUCACAGGUCCUUGGGUCUUGUGGAAAAUGUUCUUCUUCAAGGGGAAUCUGA